CCAAAACCUUGAAAAACAGAAGGAAGAAGAACAAACAAUCUACUGGAUAUGUUUGCAAUCUCAGAUGGAGGCAAGAAGACCUGGAGAUUGAGGCCAGGCUGGACUAUGUAGCAAAACACUGACAAACGUCCUUUUCAGACAAAGAAUAUUAAGGGUCUCCCACCUGUAAUCGCAGCCUUCCAAGAGCUGGGAUUACAGGCAUGAACUACCAUAUCCCGUAAGGAUUUGUAAUUGAGGAAGGAGAGAGAAAUGAAAUGGAGAAAGGCUUAACAAUGAAGUGGUAUCCCCCCGAAGGAUUUCUCUGUGUAAUAGCUCUGGCUGUCCUGGAACUCUCUUGGUAGACCAGGAUAGCUCACAGUGAUCAGCCUGCCUCUGCCACCGGAGUGCUGGCAUUAAAGGAGUGCGCCACCACCGCCUGGCCAACAAUGAAGUUUUCUGCAGUGAAGAGAACCAGUAAGAACUGUGAUUCACAUAGAAUAUCAAACUUGGCCUUCAUGCAUUCUGCCCGGAAACGGCCGAGGAACAAAAAUUCCUGCCACAAAACUGACUGGAGGAAGCAGCGCGUGGUGAUGCAGGCCUUUAAUACCAGCACUCCGGAGGUAGAGGCAGGGGGAUCUCUGUGAGCUCGAGGCCAGCCCCGGUCUAUGUAGCAAGUUCUAGGACUACAUAGCUAGAGUCAAGUAGAGAGAUCCUGUCACAACAACAACAACAACAACAACAACAACAACAAAACCAAACAAAAACAAAAACAAGCAAAAAAGAGGAAUGAAGUUGUUUUCUUCUGGAAUGCCUCGCGCCUUGUUUUCUUACACUGCUCGGUCCACAAGGAAUCGUUAUUUGGUAGAGAUUUUUGCCUUUCCAGUGUGUACCACCUAGUUAAAAGAAGGUGACUAACCCGGCCAGCGGAAGGACCCAGGAGGACGGUGGGCGUGGCCUAACCAGGGGGCGGCUGGGAGGUGCGCCCCCUUCCCAGAAAGCACCGCGGCUGCAGGCGCGCGGCUCCGGUCCGGCUUCCCCGGCUUCCGUACCGCCCCGCCAUGGAUGCGCUUCGGGACAGCGCCGCGCUGCUGAGGCGCGGGCGGGGGAGGCGCCGGCGCCCGCCGCAGCUCCGCGGCGGCUCGGUCUUGGCCCUGCCCUUGCGGCCCCGCAAGCUCCGAAGGCCCCGGAGAAGUGCGGCGGCGUCCCGCGUGGCCGCGCUGAGGGCUCGCGCGCUGCCCAGCGAGGCCUCGGACGCCAAGGCGGAGCCGGCGGCGGCGGCGGCGGGCGAGCGGGAGGGGCCUGCCGAGCGGCGGGAGACCUCGCGGUCGGGGGAGCCGCGGCCGCGGCCGCUGCCGGUGCGCCCGAGGCCGGCUUCGGAGGCCGCCCCGCCGCGCCGCGUGGAGGGGCGGCGGGCCGCACUCUCCCGCCACCCGGGGGCCCCGGUUCCGCCGCCGGGCCCGCCCGGGGACCACCCGGAGCGGCCCUGGGACUCGCCGCUGCAGGAGGUGCUGGCGGAGCUGAACGGCAUCCCCAGCAGCCGGAGGCGCGCCGCCCGCCUCUUCGAGUGGCUCCUGGCGCCCAUGCCUCCGGACCACUUCUACCGGCGCCUGUGGGAGCGGGAGGCGGUGCUGGUGCGGCGGCAGGACCAGGGCUACUACGAGGGCCUCUUCUCCACGGCCGACCUGGACUCGAUGCUGCGCUCCGAGGACGUGCACUUCGGGCAGCACCUGGACGCCGCGCGCUACAUCGACGGGAGGCGGGAGACCUUGAACCCACCGGGCCGCGCUCUUCCCGCCGCCGCCUGGUCCCUGUACCGGGCCGGCUGCUCCUUGCGCCUUCUCUGCCCUCAGGCUUUCUCCCCCACCGUGUGGCAGUUUUUGGCUGUGCUCCAGGAACAGUUUGGAAGCAUGGCAGGCUCCAACGUUUACCUCACGCCCCCCAACUCACAGGGCUUUGCUCCCCACUACGACGACAUCGAGGCUUUCGUGUUGCAGCUGGAAGGUCGCAAACUCUGGCGAGUCUACCGACCGCGGGACCCAAGUGAGGAGCUCGCCCUGACAUCUAGCCCCAACUUCAGCCAGGAGGACCUUGGUGAGCCGGUGUUACAGACGGUGCUGGAACCUGGAGACCUGCUGUAUUUUCCUCGGGGCUUCAUUCAUCAAGCUGAAUGUCAGGAUGGAGUCCACUCUCUGCACCUCACCUUGUCCACCUACCAGCGCAAUACUUGGGGUGACUUCCUGGAGGCCGUACUGCCCUUGGCAGUGCAAGCAGCAAUAGAAGAAAAUGUGGAGUUUCGCAGGGGUCUGCCUCGAGACUUCAUGGAUUACAUGGGGGCCCAGCAUUCAGACUCGAAGGAUCCGAGAAGAACAGCUUUCAUGGAAAAGGUGCGGGUCUUGGUUGCUCGCCUGGGACACUUCGCGCCUGUUGAUGCUGUGGCUGACCAGAGAGCCAAAGACUUCAUCCACGAUUCCCUGCCCCCUGUGUUGACCGAUAGGGAAAGGGCACUGAGUGUCCAUGGGCUCCCGAUUCGCUGGGAGGCUGGAGAACCUGUAAAUGUGGGGGCCCAGUUGACAACAGAAACAGAAGUCCAUAUGCUUCAGGACGGCAUAGCUCGGCUGGUGGGCGAGGGCGGCAGUUUGUUCCUCUAUUACACGGUGGAAAACUCUCGUGUUUAUCAUCUGGAGGAACCCAAGUGCCUGGAAAUCUGCCCUCAGCAGGCUGAUGCCAUGGAACUCUUGCUUCGCUCCUACCCAGAGUUUGUGAGAGUAGGGGAUCUACCCUGUGACAGUGUGGAAGACCAGCUUUCCUUGGCAACCAUGUUGUAUGAUAAGGGGCUGCUGCUCACCAAGACGCCUCUGGUUCUGAGUUAGUUUCUUGAGGAUGGCUGCAGAGGGUGCAGUCGUGAUGCUCCACUACCACUGCCACCGUUUUUUUUUUUUUUUCCCCUUAAAAGAAGUCAUGUUCUUACCUUGCUAAGCGUCAGUGUGGUUAUGUUUACCUUUAUGGCUGUUUCAAUGUCACAGAGCUCAGACUUUCUUCUGGGAGGAAUCUCUUCAUCUAGGUACAAAAGGAAACAGAAAUUGGAGCAGAGGAGGUUAAGCUAUUUCUGCAGAAGUAACAAUCCCUAUCAUUUGAGAGCACCAGCUGCAUUCCCUGCAGGCUUCAGUGUAUGGUAUGGUAUGGCCUUGGCCGUGCCAUUCUGCUUGAGACAUGAGGGAUUUUUAUAUGGAAGUUGCUUCUUUGUGUUUUUUCUUCAGUUUGUGCUUCGGGAUGGGCAGUUGGAUGAAACUUCCCCAAAUCUGGCAAGUGCCUAUUCUCACGAUUGGUGGAAGAGAGCCUGGUGCACCAGAAAGAGCACUUGGAACCAGAAGACCCGGGUUUGGGGUGGUGGCUGGUAGGCAACCGGCCGAAUGACCUGAGGCUGCUGCUUACAGAUUUUCUGCUGGAUAAAUGUUGAAUACACGGAUAACUUAAAACUCCCUGGAAGAAGAGAAGUAACACAGGAACUAUGGGAGCUGUGACGAUCUACUUAUGGAAGGAUUUUCUGUUACCCACUUAGCCUGGAAAGGCAGAGCAUAUUCAGUGGUCAAGGAUUGGAGCGUUGGCAGUCCGGGAGGUCAUGGCAGAAAGCAUCGGUUCAG
Peromyscus californicus insignis is the source of this 3620-nucleotide messenger RNA. It is a transcript of the gene Riox1, whose product is annotated as ribosomal oxygenase 1. The coding region runs from base 1038 to 2849 and encodes 603 amino acids. Gene Ontology annotation, molecular function: histone H3K4 demethylase activity; histone H3K36 demethylase activity. The transcript has 3 exons. Gene Ontology annotation, cellular component: nucleolus. NCBI's taxonomy places the organism in Eukaryota, Metazoa, Chordata, Mammalia, Rodentia, Cricetidae. The record is from RefSeq and is a predicted model, not a curated record.